Messenger RNA from Uloborus diversus, 1181 nucleotides. RefSeq names its product sulfotransferase ssu-1-like. The record is from RefSeq and is a predicted model, not a curated record. The coding region runs from base 1 to 1035 and encodes 344 amino acids. Gene Ontology annotation, molecular function: sulfotransferase activity. The transcript has a single exon. Gene Ontology annotation, cellular component: cytoplasm. NCBI's taxonomy places the organism in Eukaryota, Metazoa, Arthropoda, Arachnida, Araneae, Uloboridae. Gene Ontology annotation, biological process: sulfation.
AUGAGUCUUCAUUCGUCAUUUCACCGAUCUCAACAAAUAAGAGAUUUUACUUUUCAUUCCAGGAAAGGCGAUUCGACCGAGAUGGAAUCCAGUCAGAAAAAGCCGUUGUAUCAUAUUAUCAAUGGCGUGCGAAUACCCAAAUCUUUUUCACCGAAGUGUUUCCAAGAAGCCAUGAACUAUAAGCCAACGCCAGAUGAUGUAAUCAUUGUCACCUACCCAAAAUGUGGGACCACAUGGAUGCAGAACAUAGCGUUGUACAUCUACCGUAAGGGACGAGAAUUAGAAGAUCCGAAAGACUUCUUCAAAAUGGCUCCGUUCAUUGAUAACGUAGGACAGGCAGGUAUCGAUAAUAUGCCCAGACCAGGAACUUUGAAAACACAUCUUCCAUACAAUUUGAUGCCAUAUUCGCCAGAUGCGAAAUACAUAUUUGUCGUGCGAGAUCCAAGAGAUUGUUGUGUUUCUUUAUAUUACCACACCAGAAAUAUGAUGAAAUUCAAUUACUGGGACGCAACGUUUGAUGAUUUCUUUGAAAUUUUCAUGAGAGGAGAAGUCGAGUAUAAUGAUUAUUACGACCAUUUGUUGUCUUUGUACCCACAUCGUAACGAUUCUCAAGUAUUUUUUACGAAAUACGAAGACAUGAAGAAAGACCGCAGAAAAGUGGUGAUCGAACUUGCGAAAUUUCUCGGGCGGGAAUACAUAGAAGCGAUCGAGAAUGACAAUUCUGUAUUGAAUAAUAUUUUGACUUUCACUAGCUUCGAAUAUUUGCAGAAAAACCUUUCACCAAUUUUUAGUUCUUCGUUUAAUAAGGUUCCAGACGCAAAUGGAGAAGAGUUAUCAGAGUCAAAGAAGCAACUGAAAAAAGUUAUGGAAAGUUUAAGUCCUCCUGAAAAUCUACCUAAAUUUCAGUUCAUCAGAAAGGGGAUAGUUGGUGACUGGCAUAAUCAUUUUUCCCCCGAGCAAAUUGAAAGAUUUACUGCGAAGUUUAAUGAGAGAACAAAGGGAACUGAAAUCCAGGAAUGGUAUCCAAUGAAAUAAAAAAAAAAGUCUUUUCUACUGUGAAAAUUAAUUUUAUGUGACAUUUUUUUCUCUCGCGCAUUUCUUACUGUUUGUAUAUUUGCAUAAAAUUGGGCUCAUGAAUAUGUAUGCUUUAGUUAUGAACAAUUAUUUUGCAUAUUAUAAAA